GCUUUAUUCACCAAAGCAACUGUUGUGGACUUGUCUUGCAACAACAUCACCUCCCUUCCUCCAGAGUUUUGCAACCUGACCCACCUGGUGAAGGUGGAUCUGAGCAAAAACCAGCUGACCAGUCUGCCAGAUGACCUGGGGAACCUGACAAACCUUCAGCAUCUGGACCUGUACAACAACAAGCUGACUGUGCUGCCCGUCAGCGUCUCUCAGCUCAGGAAUCUGAAGUGGUUGGAUCUGAAGGAUAACCCGCUGGAGGCCGGCCUGGCCAAGGCGGCAGGAGACUGUCUGGAUGAGAAGCAGUGCAAACAGUGCGCCUCCAAGGUGUUGCAGCACAUGAGAGCUCUUCAGGAUGAGGUCGAUCGUGCACGAGAGAAACGCCUUUUGAGGGAAAAAGAGCUGGAGAGGAAGAAGGAGGUGAAGCAGAGGGAGCGGGAGGCCAGAGAGAAGGAGGCUCGUAAAAGGGAGAAAGCGGAGGAGAAGGAGAAGAGGAGGAAAGAGUACAACGCUCAGAUGGCGGCCGCCGCUGCACGGGAACAACAGAAGAAGAAGAGCGAGGAGAAAAAGAAGAAGAACGGACAGGCAGCAGGUAAGACUAAA
Messenger RNA from Plectropomus leopardus (leopard coralgrouper), 600 nucleotides. Lineage: Eukaryota; Metazoa; Chordata; Actinopteri; Perciformes; Serranidae. The record is from RefSeq and is a predicted model, not a curated record.